Messenger RNA from Coniophora puteana RWD-64-598 SS2, 1170 nucleotides. Its product is annotated as DUF914-domain-containing protein. The coding region runs from base 1 to 1170 and encodes 389 amino acids. NCBI's taxonomy places the organism in Eukaryota, Fungi, Basidiomycota, Agaricomycetes, Boletales, Coniophoraceae. Gene Ontology annotation, biological process: transmembrane transport. The transcript has 13 exons. The record is from RefSeq and is a predicted model, not a curated record. Gene Ontology annotation, molecular function: transmembrane transporter activity. Gene Ontology annotation, cellular component: membrane.
AUGUCGCGGCUGGACAUCUCCUCCAUCCAUCCAGCCACGAACGAGAAAGCACAGGACGGCGCAUCUACCUCCGCAGCUCCUUCGCCGGACGGCGCGGAUGCUCGUUCCCCGGGUCCUAAGAACGUCCGCCCGCCAAUUGACUACACCUCGCCCAGAACAUUUGCACGCUCCGCGUAUGCACGCUUUGCGAGCAUCUGGACGCGCCAGUUUGUGCUAUCUCUGCUCGCGGGGCAGCUCGUGUCGUUCUGCAUUACGGUGGCGAACGUGACAACGACGGAGCUUGUCAAUAGGGGCUGGGCGCUGUCAACGACGCAGACAUUAUUCAUGUAUUUCUCGCUGUUCGUGACGUAUACUCCUUAUACAAUCUACCAAUAUGGUUUCAGGGGAUGGACGAGGAUGAUAUGGAAGGAUGGCUGGAAAUACUUUUUUCUCGCAGCAUGCGACGUCGAGGGCAACUUCCUUGGAGUCAAGGCAUACGACUACACGAACCUACUCUCCUGUGAGCUGCUCGAUGCCUGGGCGAUUCCGGUCUGCCUGUUUUUCUGCUGGGUAUACAUGCGUACCAAGUUUCAUUGGACUCAUCUUCUGGGAGUGUUAAUAUGUAUAGGUGGCCUCGGGAUGCUAGUUGCAUCCGACCUGUUGACAGACAAGAACUAUUCCGCCCCUAAUAGGGGCGAGGGUGACGCUUUUAUGAUAGUUGCUGCCACGCUCUAUGGAUUUACAAAUGCCACAGAGGAGUUCUUCGUUAGGCGAAGACCUCUUUACGAGGUCGUUGGUCAGAUUGGGAUGUGGGGCAUGCUGAUCAACGGAUGUCAAGCAGCAGGCCUGGAACACGCUCAUAUGAGAACCGCUACUUGGGAUGGAGCUACGAUUGGUAUUCUAGUGUCAUAUACUGUUGCCAUGUUCAUCCUAUACACUGUCGCCCCAAUGGUUUAUCGCAUGGCGUCGUCCGCAUUCUAUAAUAUCAGCCUCCUCACGAGCGACUUUUACGGGCUGAUAUUCGGUAAACGGUAUCAUCCGUUCUGGCUGUAUUUUCCCGCUUUCUGUGUGGUGAUCCUUGGCCUUGUCAUCUACUUCUGGCACGCGACACCGGAAGAACAAGGAAAGCUAGAUCCGCAGCGACCGGAAUACAUCAUGCAAGCCCGACGACAUGAGCGAGAUGAUGCGUGA